AAGAUGGUUGCGUUUGGGAAAAAGCUCAAGGAACGGAGCAUUCAAGAAUGGCAAGGAUAUUACAUCAACUACAAGUUGAUGAAGAAGAAAGUGAAUCAAUAUGGUCGCCAGUUACAAGGAGGGAAUCUAGAGCGACGCCAUGUCCUUAAAGAUUUCUCAAGGAUGCUGGAUAAUCAGAUCGAGAAAAUAGCUCUUUUCAUGUUGGAGCAACAAGGGUUGCUUGCAAGUAGGCUACAGAGACUAAGGGAAACGCACGAUGCUCUCCAAGAAGAGCCUGAAAUAUCUCACAUAUCUAAUCUAAAAGAGGAUUACAGAGCUGUUGGUCAUGAUCUUCUCAAGCUUCUGUAUUUCGUCGAGAUGAAUGCUAUUGGCAUCCGAAAGAUUCUGAAGAAAUUCGAUAAACGUUUCGGUUAUAGAUUCACAAACUAUUAUGUCAAGACUCGCGCUAACCAUCCUUACUCUGAGCUUCAGCAAGUCUUUAGACAUGUGGGUCUUGGAGCUGUUGUUGGAGCUGUGUCUCGUAACCUUCACGAGCUUCAAAACAAUGAAGGAAGCUUCUUAUCGAUUUACGAUCAGCCUGUUCUUCCUCUUCAAGAUCCUGUGGUGGACUCGAUUAGAGCAGCAGUGGAUAGGCUAACGCACUCAACGAACUUCCUAAACUUCAUGGCUAAGCACGCGUUUAUCAUGCAAGAGGAGUUGCCUAGCCCGCAAGACGAGGAAGAAGCGGUUGAAGAAGAUAAGAGAUACCACUUCAUGUCUCUCUUGUUGAAUCUUGUCAACACUUUCCUCUAUAUGGUCAACACCUAUAUCAUUGUCCCUACAGCGGAUGACUACUCCAUGAGCCUCGGUGCAGCAGCAACGGUCUGUGGUGUGGUGAUCGGUGCUAUGGCCGUGGCUCAGCUAUUCUCCUCGGUGUACUUCAGCGCAUGGUCCAACAGAUCGUACUUCAAACCGCUUAUAUUCAGUAGCAUUGUCCUCUUCAUUGGGAACUUGUUGUAUGCGUUAGCUUUCGACUUCAAUUCAAUAGCAGUUCUCUUGAUCGGCCGGCUUUUCUGUGGAUUGGGAUCGGCGAGAGCAGUGAACCGGAGAUAUAUAAGCGACUGUGUACCGCUAAAGAUAAGGAUGCAGGCUUCAGCUGGUUUUGUUAGUGCAAGUGCUUUAGGAAUGGCGUGUGGUCCUGCACUUGCUGGUCUAUUGCAGACCAGAUUCAAGAUCUAUAAGCUUACGUUUAACCAAGAUACGUUGCCUGGUUGGGUUAUGGCUGUGGCUUGGCUUGUGUACUUGGUCUGGUUAGCUAUUUCGUUUCGGGAGCCUGCACUUAUGCCUGAGGAGAGUCAUAAUGCUUCAAAGGAUUCUAAUAACUCCGAAGCUGUUCAAGAUGUGAAUCUGGAGAAAGGUAUGAAACAGCCAUUGCUGAUUGCAUCUGAAGAGAUAGAAGAACAGGUCGAAGAUGAAGAUGACAGCGAAGAAGCUGCUGAGGAUUCUCGUACGCCUGCUAACUCCAUUGUAGCUGCUUAUAAGUUACUCACACCUUCAGUAAAGGUUCAACUAUUGAUAUACUUCAUGCUCAAGUAUGCAAUGGAGAUUCUUCUCUCUGAAUCUAGUGUCAUCACAACUUACUACUUCGGUUGGUCCACGAGCUCUGUUGCGAUCUUCUUGGCUUGUCUCGGUCUCACUGUUCUUCCUGUAAACAUUGUCAUUGGAAGCUAUAUAAGCAACAUGUUCGAAGACAGGCAAAUUCUGUUGGUGUCGGAGAUUAUGGUUUGUGUCGGAAUACUUCUCAGCUUCCAUGUCGUUGUUCCGUACACUGUGCCACAAUACGUUUGCUCGGGACUCAUCAUGUUUGUUUCUGCAGAAGUUCUUGAAGGUGUUAAUUUAUCGCUGCUCUCGAGGGUUAUGUCGUCGAGGUUAUCGAGAGGGACUUAUAACGGAGGUUUGCUUUCGACGGAGGCGGGCACGAUCGCACGUGUGAUUGCUGACGUCACGAUUACCGUCGCCGGUUACUUUGGACGGAGUAUGCUUUUAAAUGUUACUCUGCUUCCGUCUCUGGUCAUUUGUGUUCUCUCCAUCGUAGCUACUUGUUUUACUUAUAACUCCAUGUAUUAG
Molecule: messenger RNA, 2106 nt
Organism: Thlaspi arvense
Lineage: Eukaryota; Viridiplantae; Streptophyta; Magnoliopsida; Brassicales; Brassicaceae
Source: the annotation of a GenBank genome assembly